CAAACCACCCGAGGUGUUAUUUUUGCCAGCCUCCUGUGUGGACUGCUUUCUAUCAAAGCACCUCAGACAUGCAUGAAGAAGAAAUAUACACCUCUCUUCAGUGGGAUAGUCCAGUACCUAACACUUACCAGAAAUGUCUGCCUUCCAACAAAUGCUCAGGAACACGGUGUCUUGUGAUGGUGAUUUCAUGUAUUUUCUGCGUGGGAUUAUUAACAACAUCCAUUUUCCUGGCCAUCAAGUUGUUGCAGGUGUCCACCAUUGUGAUACAGCAGCAAGAAAAACUCAUCCAACAAGAGAGGGCACUCCUAAACUGUACACAAUGGAAUAGAAGCCAUGCCCUUCAGAUGAAAUAUUAUCAAACCUUCAUGCAAAACUUUCUCAGCUCAGCCCGUAACUGCAAACCUUGUCCAGACAAUUGGAUUCAGAAUGGAGAAAGUUGUUACUAUGUCUCUGAAAAAUGGGAAUAUUGGCACACCAGUCAAAAGAAUUGUUUAAAGGAAGGCUCCAUGCUGCUACAAAUAGACAGCAAAGAAGAAAUGGAUUUUAUCACCGGCAGCUUGAGGACGAUCGAGGGAGGCCAUGAAUACUGGGUGGGGUUGUCACAGAAUGGACACAGUGGACACUGGCUUUGGCAAGAUGGCUCCUCUCCUUCUCCCGGCCUGUUGCCAGUAGAGCGAUCCCAAUCAACUAAGCAAGUCUGUGGAUACGUCAAAAACCAUUCCCUUCUUUCGUCUAACUGCAGCAGUUGGAAGUAUUUUAUCUGUGAGAAGCAUGCAUUAAGGCCCUCUAUCUGAAAGAAAUUGUGUUCCAAGUGUUGUACUGCACUCAUAUUUGGAACAGGCCAUUGGAAACCACCCCCCCCCCCCCGCCAAAAAAAACC
This is a messenger RNA of Sapajus apella (tufted capuchin), 880 nucleotides long. It is a transcript of the gene CLEC9A, whose product is annotated as C-type lectin domain containing 9A. The record is from RefSeq and is a predicted model, not a curated record. The transcript is spliced from 6 exons. Lineage: Eukaryota; Metazoa; Chordata; Mammalia; Primates; Cebidae. Gene Ontology annotation, cellular component: membrane; cell surface. Gene Ontology annotation, biological process: receptor-mediated endocytosis. Bases 69 to 794 code for a protein of 241 amino acids.